Molecule: messenger RNA, 2051 nt
Organism: Osmerus eperlanus (European smelt)
Lineage: Eukaryota; Metazoa; Chordata; Actinopteri; Osmeriformes; Osmeridae
Gene: rnf180b
Product: ring finger protein 180b
Exons: 8
Coding region: 307-1872 (521 amino acids)
Biological process (GO): serotonin metabolic process; positive regulation of proteasomal ubiquitin-dependent protein catabolic process; norepinephrine metabolic process
Cellular component (GO): endoplasmic reticulum membrane
Molecular function (GO): ubiquitin conjugating enzyme binding; ubiquitin protein ligase activity
Source: RefSeq, a predicted model, not a curated record
CCCGUCAAUAACUAAUUGUCCCUGAACUCCGAGUACAACCGACUUACUUGUUAAAUCUGCGAUUUUUGCUACAGCGUCGGUGGCAAUUUUGGUUUCUAAAUCUCAGAAUAUCUAUGGAAAGUCCAGGGAAUGUAGCAAUGCUACGGUGCCGAAAAUGUCGUAAAAGCUACAUAGACUCCACAUGCCUGUAUCCGCAGAUACACCUGAUUUGACCCAGAACAAGAAUAAUCAGACUGGUUCUUACUGGACCAUAACACUUAGUUGUGUUAUACAGAUUUUCCCAAUCAGAUAGCGACAGAUUACAGCAUGGAAGCCACGUGCAGUGUCUGGCAUGUGAACGUCGAAAUGCUACCUGAGUGGAUACUGACAUCCGUGUACCAGGCCCAUUGGACAGUGGGACGGCUGAACUGCCAGAGUUGCGGUGCUCGACUGGGGGGCUUUAAUUUUAUCAAUCAGACGAAAUGCCCGUGUGGACAGGAGAUCACCGUGCACCUCAACAAGAGUCGGGUGGACCACGAUCACAAACAUUCCCUCCACGUGGCCAGAACACGGACGGAGAGGGCGGGGGGAGGACGGGGGUGCCCGCAGGCUGUACCGGGGGGGUCACACUCUCAACCGAGCUCCCAGUUCUGCUGCGCUUCUUUCCCCCGCCUCAACCUGGAGAGCCGACCAAUCACGACCCACCUCAAUGCCCUUGACCAAUUAACGGACAGCCAAGUGGCCCCGUCAGUUAAUCCUAGCGAUCCCUUUACCCUCCCACUAAAGAAGGGCUUCUUUUCAAAUGUGAGGUGCAGGUCAGAGUUGGAGACAUCCAGUAGCACUCUAGGUCUCUCCCAGUCAAGCCCCAUGGAUAAUAUCGAAGGGCAGCUGAGGUAUAGGAGGGAACAGUCACCCCAUUCUUCUCAAGUAACCAACACCACCCAACUUCUCGACAUUGUUGAUAGGCCACCAAAUGCUCCUCGCCUGUUGCCUGUCUCUAGAGAGAGAAGACCGGCGCUCCACACACAGGAGCCCCAGACUUGUGCGCGGCCCCGUGCUAGCGGGCCGACCCCAGAGUGCGCAGCCCCGCUCCCAGAGGCACCUGGUUCUCCUCCCGUCUCCCCGAGAGGAGCCGUGGUCGGCCACCCGAGCAUGGAGCGACAGCGGGAGAGAGAAGAGGAGGAGGCCCGGGAGGUGUGGGGAUCCUCCACGGAGCUCCAGGCUCAGCGCCCCCCCGUGUCCACGGCCUCUCCCGGCCCGACGAGGCUGAGCAAGAGGGAGAAGAACCGCCUGAAGAGCCAGAGGAGGAAGCAGAGGAGGAGGGAGCGCUGGAUCCACAGCCAGCUGGAGAUGGAUCAGAGCGUGUCAGGUGUGCUGACCGACAGCGAGGAGGGCGACCGUGAGGGCUACACCUGCGCUGUGUGUCUGGACGUGUACUACAGCCCGUUCAGCUGCCAUCCCUGUGGCCACGUGUUCUGCGAGCCCUGCCUCCGCACCCUGGCCAAGAGCCGGCCCGCCAGCACCCCCUGCCCCCUCUGCCGCACCCUCAUCACACACACGCUCUUCCAGAAAGAGCUCAACCAAUCAGCAAAGACCUUCUUCCCUAAGGUCUACCACACCCGGAAGCAGAACUUCCAGAAAGCCACGUGUGCAAAAUGGCCCCUGCCCAACUGCAGGAAGCGCUUCCGUAUCUUCUGGGGGUACCAGAGACAGGCAGUGGCAGACAGACGGUGGCACUUUGCUCCCGCGGGCUUCACCUUAGACGCCCUGGACCUUGCCGACAUGAGGGGCUGGCUCUUUGACAUCGACCUGGUCAUCAUCUACAUCCACUCUGUCAACUGGAUCCUGGCCCUGCUCAUCCUCGGGUUCCUGGCCUACUUCUUCUUCUCCUGAGCGCCAACAAACACAGCAUUCUAGUAAUCUAGAUGGGGUAAAUCUUCUGGAGGGUUCUGAAGAAAAUGUGUGUUUUUGCCAAAAGCAGCUGAAAGUAUUUUGUUUCGAUGGCUCGAAUAGGGAUGAAGGUUCAGAAAGUGUGUGUGUGUGAGGGGGGGGGGGGUUGUGAAAUUGAAUAU